CAUUUCGAUAACAAAAUCGUAAGGAGCAGACGUGCACGAUGCACCAUACUGGUGAUUCACACGGCACCUGAAGCACCUAAAAAACAGAAAAUCGGAAUACAAAUUUGGGCAGAAGAGGAAGCAAGAGCCAGAAGCUCUUGGAUUGGAUCACCGUUAACAAUGUUUUCUCGAUUAUUUCAUAAAUCUUCACCGCAACAACACCAGAAGGACGUGGUACAGGCGAAAUUCGAUCCGCGAGUUGUUCUUCACUACGGCGUUCCAUCUACCGCGUCUAUUCUCGCUUUUGAUCACAUCCAACGUCUAUUAGCAGUUGGAACACUUGAUGGAAGGAUAAAGGUGUUUGGUGGUGACAAUAUUGAAGGAACUUUUAUCUCUCCCAAGCAAGUAUCCUUCAAGAAUUUGGAGUUCUUGGAAAAUCAAGGCUUUCUUGUCAGCGUCUCAAGUGACAACAAGAUAGAGGUUUGGGAUUUGAAGAGCAAACAAAUUGCUUCUGCCUUGCAGUGGGAAUCCAUCAUAACUGCUUUCUCUGUUAUUUAUGGCACCAAUUACAUGUAUAUUGGAACAGAGCAUGGGAUGGUAUAUGUGUUGAUUUUUGAUCAUGAAGACAGAAAAAUUAAAAUAUUAUCCUAUUAUGUUCCCACAAAUGUUAUAUCUGAAGCAGUUGGGAUGUUACUUGAUCAGGUUUCAGUUGUCAGAGUUCUCCAUCAACCUUGCUCUGAUGGAAACAGACUGCUAAUUGCAUAUGAAAAUGGUUUGAUGGUACUCUGGGAUGCUUCUGAAGAUCGAAUUGUUCUCAUUAGAGGCCACAAAGAUAUCAAAUUGAAGAGAAAAACAGUGGCUAGUUAUCCAAAUGACCCUAUGGUUAAGCUUUCUGAUGAUAAAUUAGACCAUGGAGAGGAGGAUAAGGAGAUAAGCUCUGUGUCUUGGGCAUCUAAUGAUGGAUCAGUUGUUGUUGUUGGUUAUGUAGAUGGUGAUAUAAUGUUUUGGGAUUUGUCAACUGCUGACUUUACCCCAGAUCAACAACUUAAAAACUUGUUGAAUAAUGUUGUCAAGCUUCAAUUAUCAUCAGCUGAUAGAAGACUCCCUAUUAUUGUUCUACAUUGGUGGGUCAAUAAUAGUGGGGGAAAACUUUUUGUCUAUGGUGGUCAUGAUAUUGGGUCUGAAGAAGUUCUGACAGUUUUGAGCAUUGAUUUGUCCCGUGGGAUGGAAAAUCUUAAGUGUACUGGCCGCACUGAUGUUACGCUUCAUGGUUCUUUUGCUGAUAUGGCUUUAUUAUCCAGUGAUUGCCAUAAAGAGGGAGCUUGUAAUAUGCUAUUUGUAUUAACAAGUUCUGGACAACUGGAUCUUUAUGACAAUGAUUAUUUGUCUUCUAUGAUGUCUCAGCAAGAAAAGAAGACUUCUGUUCCCGCAAAUGCAAUGUUGUAUCCCAUCCUCAUACCCACUCUUGAACCACGCAUGACAACAUCAAGGCUUGAUGUGGUAUGUCAAGAAGUGAAGUCAUUUAAAGCCCUGUUCAAGAUUCUUGUUGAUACAAAGCAUCGUUCAAUAGAAAAUCAGAAAAGUCUUGGUAUAAAGUGGCCUUUGACUGGUGGUGUUCCAGGUCUGUCUUUCAAAGAAGACCAUCCUAUCAUUCAAAUAUACAUAACAGGUUACCAAGAUGGGUCUGUUCGGAUAUGGGAUGCCACAUAUCCUGCUUUUUCACUUGUUUACAAUAUAAAAUCUGAGGUUUGCCAUCAGGUUAAUGAUGUUAAAAUUGGCAAUGCAAGUGUGCCAGUGUCAGCAUUAGGUUUUUGCCCUGAUACUCUACAUCUUGCUGUUGGCGAUGAAAGUGGUGUUGUUCGUCUAUAUGGGCUAAUAAGGAGUUCAGAUGACACCACUUUGCACUUCGUCUCAGAAAAUGGAACUGAAGUUCAUAAUAUGCAUCAAGGGGAUGGACCUCAUUGCAAAGCUGUGUUUUCCCUUCAAAAUUCUGCUGUAUGUGGCCUACAGUUUGCAAACCUUGGAGGGACGCUUGCUGUUGGGUAUGAACAUGGGCAGGUGGCUAUGCUUGAUAUCAGUUCAUCAUCAGUUUUGUCUCUUUCCAAAAAUGAAACUAACACUUCUUCGGCAGUUGUUUCUAUGAGAGUAAAAAUUUUAGAAUGCAACUUAAACAAUCUACAGGAAUCUGUAUCUGAUAUUUCUGACAAUCUUGGAAUGGGGCUAGUCUUUGUUAUGACAAGGGAUGCACACUUUGUUGCAAUAGAUACCGUGACAGGGAAUACAGUUUGCAAUAGGACAAUGAGCCCUAAAGAAAAAUCAAAUGCAAUUUCAAUGCACAUUAUAGAUGGUAGUACUUGUGAUCAAUCUGCUGAAAAACUGUCAUCCAACUCACCUCAGAAGAGUGAUUGUGGAAUGCAAGCUAACAUCCAAUCUGAAAAUGCACAAGUUGAAGUUGCAAUUGCUACUACCAUAGAAAAUUCACAUUUUGGGCAGAUAAUAUCAAACUCGCUCAUUUUACUUUGUUAUGAGAGUGAAUUGAGUUUACACUCUUUAAAUUUUGUGAUGGAGGGUAGUAGCAAGUACGUACGGAAGCUGAACCUUGUUCAACGAUGCUGCUGGACUACAACCUUCAAGAAAGACGAGAAAGAGUGUGUUUUGGUUCUUCUGUAUCAAAGUGGAGACAUUGAAUUAAGGUCCUUGCCAGCUUUGGAAGUGUUGGGAGAAAGCUCUUUAAUGUCAAUCCUCAGAUGGAACUUAGAAACCAACAUGGAGAAGAUGAUAUGUUCUUCAUCAAAUGGAAAAAUUAUUAUGGUCAAUGGGAAUGAAAUUGCUUGCAUAUCACUGUGGAACUGUGAAAAUGAGUUAUGGAUUCCAGAGUCUUUUCCUUGUCUCCAUGAUGAAGUUCUUGCAGCUGCUGUAGAUUCUACAGCAAGUCUAUCACCAAACCAAAAUGAAAGACAGGGAGCUUCUGCUAUCUUUGUUAAUAUAGCCAAGAACUUUAAAAUGGGGAAAGCCGAUCAGCAUGCAAAUCAAGCAGUUCAUGCUAAUAGAUUGGAGAAUUUAAAGCAAAUAUUCUCCAGUCCUCCCUUCUUAAAGUCUUCCUCGAGUACAGUAGAUAAGCUAGAUGCUUUUGCGCUUGACAUAGAUGACAUUCUGAUUGAUGAACCUGUUGUAGUCUAUUCAUCUCCUAAGAAAAACGAUAUUGAUAAGAGAGAUAAAGGUAAAGGAACAGAGAGACAGAAAUUAUUUGAAGAUGCAAGCACCGUCUCAAAACCGAAAGUUAGAACGGCUGACGAAAUUAAGGCUAAAUACAGAAAGACUGCGGGGGAUGCCUCCACAGCAGCUGCACUUGCAAAGGAUAAACUUAUGGAGCGUCAAGAAAAACUCCAGCUGCUCAAUGAACGUACUGAAGAGUUGCAAAAUGGGGCACAAGAUUUUGCAUCCAUGGCAACUGAACUCCGUAAAAGAAUGGAAAAUCGUAAAUGGUGGCAGUUAUGAUUGGGUGCAUGGUUUUCUUAUUUUCAUCGAUACGUCCCGUUAUGCUCGUUUCGAAGUUGAAGUUCUGGACUGUAGAAGUAGCCUCACUUUUUUCAAAAGCAGCUCUGAUUCCAUUGCUUGCUUAGUGUUUGUAAACAUGUUUGGUCUCACAUGUGCAUGUAAUUAUUCUUAUAAUUUUAUUUUUAUUACACGCAUAUAAGUGUAUUUAUAGCGUGUUCAGAAA
Cajanus cajan (pigeon pea) is the source of this 3700-nucleotide messenger RNA. RefSeq lists its product as uncharacterized. Gene Ontology annotation, cellular component: plasma membrane; cytoplasm. The record is from RefSeq and is a predicted model, not a curated record. Lineage: Eukaryota; Viridiplantae; Streptophyta; Magnoliopsida; Fabales; Fabaceae. Gene Ontology annotation, molecular function: GTPase activator activity; syntaxin binding; myosin II binding. Gene Ontology annotation, biological process: Golgi to plasma membrane transport; exocytosis.